This is a messenger RNA of Talaromyces atroroseus, 1152 nucleotides long. RefSeq lists its product as hypothetical. Lineage: Eukaryota; Fungi; Ascomycota; Eurotiomycetes; Eurotiales; Trichocomaceae. The record is from RefSeq and is a predicted model, not a curated record. Gene Ontology annotation, molecular function: 2-oxoglutarate-dependent dioxygenase activity. Bases 1 to 1152 code for a protein of 383 amino acids. The transcript has 5 exons. Gene Ontology annotation, cellular component: cytoplasm.
AUGGCCCCCGCUCUAGUCGAAGCCCUCCCCAUCCGGGAACCAGCUGCUACCAAGGCUGAUAAUAUCAAGGAGAACUUCAACAAGGAGUUCUUCAAUGACGGCAGGAAGGGCUUCAACAGCAUUGCUGAAACCCAGGGCACAGCCGCCCAGCCUCCCGCGUCGUACCCUAACUACCUUCCCGUAUGGGACAACGAAAAGGGCGUCAAAUACCCUCCCUGGACGCCCUUUGAACACCACGACCACGGCAAAGAUGCCGACCCCUCGUUCAAGGACCUUCUCCCCGCAGACAAGGCGCAAACCAUUGAGAUCACUCCAUACAUUGGCUCCGAGGUUCGCGGCGUGCAACUGAGCCAGCUCUCAGAUGCCGGCAAGGACCAGCUCGCUCUGUUUGUUGCCCAACGUAAAGUUGUCGCAUUCCGUGACCAGGACUUUGCCAGACUGCCCAUCGACAAGGCUCUUGAGAUUGGUGGCUACUUUGGCCGACACCACAUUCACCCUACCUCCGGAGCGCCCAAGGGCUUCCCACAGGUGCACCUCGUGCACCGCGGAGCAGACGAUAACUCCUUCCAGUCAUUUCUGGACCAGCACACAAACUCGGUUACGUGGCACUCAGAUGUCUCCUAUGAAGCUCAGCCACCUGGCACUACAUUCCUGUACUUGCUUGACGGUCCCACGAGCGGCGGUGAUACAUUAUUUGCCAACAUGGCCAAGGCGUACGAGCGUCUGUCGCCUGAAUUCCGCAAGCGGCUUCACGGACUCAAGGCUGUGCACUCGGGCUUUGAACAAGCCCAAAGCGCGUUGGCGAGAGAUAGCACUGUCCGGAGAGAUCCUGUGAAGCAUGAGCAUCCUCUUGUGCGCACUCAUCCUGUGACGGGCGAGAAGGCACUCUAUGUCAACCCGCAAUUCACCCGCUACAUCGUUGGCUAUAAGAAAGAAGAAUCCGACGCCUUGCUUAAGUUUCUAUUCGACCACAUUGCCCUGUCGCAAGAUCUGCAAAUCCGUGUCAAAUGGGCUCCUGGAACGGUUGUUGUUUGGGAUAAUCGUGUAACUGCACACUCGGCCUUGUAUGACUGGGAGAAUGGCCAGCGACGUCAUCUCGCGCGCAUCACCCCCCAGGCUGAGCCUCCGUUUGAGACUGCUUUUGAGGCAUAG